This is a messenger RNA of Syngnathoides biaculeatus (alligator pipefish), 2891 nucleotides long. RefSeq names its product minichromosome maintenance complex component 4 (gene mcm4). Gene Ontology annotation, biological process: DNA strand elongation involved in DNA replication; DNA replication; double-strand break repair via break-induced replication. Gene Ontology annotation, molecular function: ATP binding; single-stranded DNA binding; ATP hydrolysis activity. Lineage: Eukaryota; Metazoa; Chordata; Actinopteri; Syngnathiformes; Syngnathidae. The coding region runs from base 89 to 2647 and encodes 852 amino acids. The record is from RefSeq and is a predicted model, not a curated record. The transcript has 17 exons. Gene Ontology annotation, cellular component: MCM complex; nucleus.
ACAGCUACCCGCGAAAUAUACGUCAUAGACAUUUUCGCGCCACUGCAGUAACCCACAGACGCGUUGGCAGAAAGAUCUACUCUCCACAAUGUCUUCUCCUAUGUCAACUCCUGGCCGCAAAAGAGGGAGGAGCACUAACCCGUCCACACCCAGCAGCGAUGGCCACGCCUCAUCUCCGGCGUCUCAGCGGCGCCGGGCUCUUGACUCGUCCGCGGUGGACCUGAUGCCCAUGCCCACCUCGCCCGCUACCGACCUGCUCAGCCCGGCGGCGCCGCAGGACAUUUCGCUCUUCUCCAGCCCUCGAGCUUCAGUCCUUCCCAACGACGUGGACAUGAGCUCCCCUCUCAUGUACGGGACCCCUCGAAGCAGCAUCCGGGGCACCCCGGUCCGCCAGCGUCCCGAUCUGGGCUCGGUGAGGAAGGCCCCUCAGGUCGAGCUUCAAUCCGAGCCGCCGAGUGGCGAGGGUGGGCUCGCCAGCGAGGCCAACGCUGGUCAGAGGCUGGUCAUCUGGGGGACUGACGUCAACGUGGGAACCUGCAAGGAGAAGUUUCAGAGGUUCUUGCAGAGGUUCGUGGACCCUACUUGCACAGACGACGAAAACGCCGGUUUGGACCUCAACGAGCCCCUCUACAUGCAGAAGCUGGAAGAGAUCAGUGUAGUCGGAGACCCCGUCCUCAACGUCAGUUGCAGCCACGUGCGAGCCUUCGACGCAGAACUUUACAGGCAGCUCAUCAGCUACCCGCAGGAAGUCAUCCCCACCUUCGACAUGGCCGUCAGCGAGCUCUUCUUCGAGCGUUUCCCGGACUCCAACCUGGACUACCAGAUCCAGGUGCGGCCCUACAGUGCGAUGAAAACUCGCAACAUGAGGAGCCUGAACCCAGAAGACAUCGACCAGCUGAUCACCGUCUGCGGCAUGGUGAUUCGCACCUCGCAGCUCAUCCCCGAGAUGCAGGAGGCCUUCUUCCAGUGUCAGGUGUGCGCCUUCAGCACGCGCGUGGAGGUGGACCGCGGGCGCAUCGCCGAGCCGGCCGUCUGCCGCCACUGCAACACCACCCACAGCCUGGCGCUCAUUCACAACCGCUCGGUUUUCUCCGACAAGCAGAUGAUCAAAAUUCAGGAGUCGCCCGAAGACAUGCCGGCGGGACAGACGCCGCACACCACUGCCGUUUACGCGCACAACGACCUGGUGGACAAAGUGCAGCCCGGGGACAGAGUCAACGUCACUGGCAUCUACCGGGCGGUGCCCAUGCGGGUCAACCCGCUGCAGAGCAACGUGAAGGCGGUGUACAAAACGCACAUCGACGCCAUCCACUUUCGCAAGACGGACGAGAAGCGCCUCCACGGCCUGGACGAAGAGGCCGAGCAGAAGCUCUUCACCGAGGACCGCGUGCAGAUCCUCAAGGAGCUCGCGGCCAAGCCGGACGUUUACGAGCGCCUCGCCGCCGCCCUGGCGCCCAGCAUCUACGAGCAUGAGGACAUCAAAAAGGGCAUCCUUCUGCAGCUAUUCGGCGGCACCCGCAAGGACUUCAGCCAGACGGGUCGCGGCAACUUCCGCGCCGAGGUCAACAUCCUGCUGUGCGGCGACCCGGGCACCAGCAAGUCUCAGCUGCUGCAGUACGUGUACAACCUGGUGCCUCGAGGCCAAUACACGUCCGGGAAGGGCUCCAGCGCCGUAGGCCUCACCGCUUACGUGAUGAAGGACCCGGAGACGCGGCAGCUGGUGCUGCAGACCGGCGCGCUGGUGCUGAGCGACAACGGCAUCUGCUGCAUCGACGAGUUCGACAAGAUGAGCGACAGCACGCGCUCGGUGCUCCACGAGGUCAUGGAGCAGCAGACGCUCUCCAUCGCCAAGGCGGGGAUCAUUUGCCAACUGAACGCCCGCACCGCCGUGCUGGCCGCCGCCAACCCCGUGGAGUCGCAGUGGAACCCCAAGAAGACUACCAUCGAGAACAUCCAGCUGCCUCACACGUUGCUCUCCAGAUUCGACCUGAUUUUCCUAAUGCUGGACCCGCAAGACGAGGCCUACGACCGGCGGCUGGCCCACCACCUGGUGUCGCUGUACUACCAGAGUGAGGAGCAGAUGGAGGAGGAGUUCCUGGACAUGGCCCUGCUCAAGGACUACAUCGCCUACGCCCGCACUUACAUCGCCCCUCGACUCAACGAGGAGGCCAGUCAGGCCCUCAUUGAGGCCUACGUGGACAUGAGGAAGAUAGGCAGCGGCAGGGGAAUGGUUUCGGCCUACCCCCGACAAUUGGAGUCCCUGAUCCGCUUGGCCGAGGCCCACGCCAAGGUGCGCUUCUCCGAGAAGGUGGAGGCCAUCGACGUGGAGGAGGCCAAGAGGCUGCACAGGGAGGCCCUCAAGCAGUCGGCCACCGACCCCAGGACCGGAUUCGUGGACAUCUCCAUCCUCACCACAGGCAUGAGUGCCACAGCCCGAAAGCGAAAGGAGGAGGUGGCCCAGGCCCUCAAGAAACUGAUCCAGGCCAAGGGGAAGAUGCACGCCAUCAAGUACCAGCAGCUGCUCGACGACCUCAGAGGACAGUCAGAAACUGCUGUGACCAAGGAGUUGUUCGACGAGGCGCUGCGGGCCCUCGCCGACGAGGAUUUCCUGACGGUCACUGGAAAGACGGUCCGACUCCUCGCCUGAAACGUCGCCAGACUUCGUGUACAGUUUCCUUUCAAAUGUGUAUUCUUUUGUACUGUUAAAAAAUAUAUAUAUUGAAACAUGUCUCUUUUGGGUGUUUAAAAUAUUGCAAAUUUUCACAUUUCUGACACUUUGGUUUCAAAAAAGUAAUUUAGAGCAAAUGCUUUGAAAAUGUAUUUAUCUACCGUCUGUUUUCUUUCUAUUUGUUUGUAUUAAAGCAAAAGCCAAUAAAAAGCUGCCAAUUGGA